Messenger RNA from Haemonchus placei, 192 nucleotides. Lineage: Eukaryota; Metazoa; Nematoda; Chromadorea; Rhabditida; Trichostrongylidae. The record is from the annotation of a GenBank genome assembly.
AUGGCCAGCCGAACUACCGCCGGAGGACUUGGAUUUGCCGUCCGACAAAAGCAAGAUUCGAAAUUCAAUGAGGUGGAAGGUGAGAUGCUACUCAAGUGGAUCAAAGAGUUGUCGAAGGAAAACAUCAACACCUCCGGAGAUCGCGAUAAUUUCUUGAAUCUGCUCAAGGAUGGAACGCUCCUUUGCAAGUAA